ACGUUUAUUUUCUGAUUGGCCAGUAUUAACACCUCAGGAACUUGAUGCGUUUCUUGGUUUACUCAUUCUCCAAGCAGCGAAUAAUGAUAACUGCCACCCUGUACAUGAGCUGUGGAGCAAAGCGGAAGGAAGAGCGUUAUAUGGAGCCGUAAUGUCUCGUGACCGUUUUAAGCAGAUUCUCGUUGCUCUUCGCUUUGAUGAUCCCUUAUCGCGUCAUGCCUUUGUCAAAAAAGACAAACUGACACACAUUCGCAAUGUGUUGAACUUAUGGGUGCCGCUUUUGUUUGCAAACUACGUGCCGGGAGAGAAUGUGACAGUCGACGAACAGCUGCUCCCGUUCAAGGGCCGUUGUCAUUUCAAGCAGUAUAUGCCCAAUAAGCCCCGCAGUAAAUACGGCCUUAAAAUUUUUAUGGUUUGUGACAUUAAUGGAUACUGUUUGAAUUUCCAAAUCUACGUCGGUAGAACCACCGAUGGACCACCGGAAAAAAAUCAGGGACAGCGGGUGGUAAUGGAUAUGGUGGAGCCUUUUGGUUGCAACUCGGGGAGAAAUGUUUAUAUGGAUAAUUUUUUUACGAGUCUGCAAUUGGCCGAAAAACUUUGGGAACGUAAUAUGACAUUGAUUGGCACCAUCAGAAAAAACAAAGCGGAAGUUCCGCUACAGUUCUUGCCACACAAAGACCGUGCAGUGUAUUCCAGCUUGUUUGGCUACCACGAACAAUAUACCAUUGUUUCAUAUGUGCCGCGCGCCCGAAGGGCUGUAAUCCUAUUGAGCACGCUGCACCAUGAUAGCGAGAUCGAUGAAACACUGGUGAACAAUGACGGAAAACAGCUAAACAAGCCGGAAAUAAUUCUGGACUACAACAAAGGAAAAGCUGGCGUAGAUUUAUUAGACCAGAUCAUCAGUUACAACAGCGUAAAGCGAAAGUGCCGACGUUGGCCAAUGGCCGUGUUCUUUGGGAUUGUUGACGUGUCUUUGCAUAACAGUUUCGUAAUAUGGGAUAACAUCAACCCCGGCUGGAAUAUUGCUUCGCCUCAUAGACGCCGUACUUUUUUGCGGAAAGUCGGAUAUGCGUUAAUUACACCCCAACUACUAAACCGCCGAAAUGUGAAGACUUUGCAUAUCGACAUUAAGUGUCAGAUUGACGUUGUUCUGAAUUUUUUGGAAAUUCCUUUGCCUACUAAAUCCGCUGAACCUUCCCCGGCAGUACUAACAAAACUGACCUCACGCGUUCGCUGCAAACCAUGCUACGAUAGCGAGAGGCGAACUUCCUGCACAUCAACGUGUUGUGCCGGAUGUCAAGUUCCAGUGUGCGGCAAGCACACCAUUCGUUUGUGCCAGCUGUGUGCAAAGGGGAACCUAGAUUCUGAUUCUGAGACACUGGAGUGACCGAUAACAUUGUGGAGUGUGGAUUUCUUUGCAGUUUGACUUCUACAUUUGCUUACUUUAACUUCGUGUUUUAGAAUGUUAAUUAGUUGUACUCAAUAUAAAAUAAUUACGGGCGUGUAACUGUAACGUGACUCUUGCGAUUAAACUCUGAUAAGUGUGCUGAACACGGUGUGGUGCAGUAGCCUCUCUGUGUCCCUUUCAGAUCUAUUUUCCCUUUCAUUUGUCAGUAGCGCCAAACAGACCAAUGGCUAGCACUUGUAUCAGUUUGAUGCAGUUAGGCGUUAACGGAUAAAAAUAUGUCAGGCCAUUAAGAGUUAAUUUACUACUUUUGGUUGUAGUACAAAUCAUACUUUUCCUUUCGAAUGGCUUAUGCCUACG
Molecule: messenger RNA, 1765 nt
Organism: Paramacrobiotus metropolitanus
Lineage: Eukaryota; Metazoa; Tardigrada; Eutardigrada; Parachela; Macrobiotidae
Product: piggyBac transposable element-derived protein 4-like
Exons: 3
Coding region: 152-1387 (411 amino acids)
Source: RefSeq, a predicted model, not a curated record